GGGACUGGGUGGAUUUGGGAAUGUAUUUGUUGCAACAUAAACAUCAGUUGAUAACCGGUUCCUAUGCUCGAGAAGUAGGAUAUUAGUUCUCUCUUGAUUUUUGUUUAUAAUCACGCAAGUUCUAACCCAUAUAUACGUAGAGCAAAUGGGGAACACUUCGUCGAAAGAAGAAGUGAAGCUCGUUCGGAAACUCGGUGAAGGGUCCUACGCAGAAGUAUACGAAGCUUUUUGGAAGAAGACACCAGUUGCCGCAAAAAAACUCCACACUUACUUGUUGAAGAAGACCGAUAUUCAUGCGAAAUUCAAAGCAGAGUGGGAAUUGUUGAGCCAGUUGGAUCAUCCCAAUAUUGUGAAAUAUUUACACGUUGUUUUGCCUAAAUCCCCGCAAGAGGCACCGAUUAUUAUCACAGAGCUUUUGGAACAAGAUUUGGCUAAAUUCAUAUCUUCACAAAGAAAGCAAAAUGGCCAAAUUAGCUUUCGUGAUACAGUGUUCAUAAUGCUUGACGUUGCCAAAGGACUCGAUUAUCUUCAUCAAAGACCAGAGCCAGUAGUACAUAGAGACCUUUCUUGUAAGAAUAUUUUGUUAACUGCUAACAAACAAGCAAAGAUCGCCGACUUAGGAAUUGCGAAAUGUUUUCCGGGCGGUGAGAUGUCUGCAACGGCAGACGUUGGGACAAAAGCUACUCGAGCUCCUGAAACAUAUGGGAAGCGGACUCGUAGCAGAGAGCGUAAGAACUACGGAACUAAAGCCGACAUAUUUUCUUUUGGAGUCGUUCUUAUGGAAGUAAUAGUCGGUCAUCUUUCUUUGUGCUUGUCUGAACUUCAUACGGAAGAUGGAAAAACUGUGCCAGAAACUAUUCGCCGAAGUGAGGAUCUCUAUGAAAUACAACCCGAACAUCCUCUACGUUCUAUGGUCCUGGUCUGUCUGGAAGAUGAACCCGAAGACCGUCCGACAGCCGAAGACUUGGCGAACUCCCUCACACGCUUCAAAGAUAGUAAUGAACCACAUCGAUCGCAGGAAAAUCUCCACAGCAGAAAGCCAGUUCAUCUAGUUACGUUUGGUCAGUAUGACUACGAGUUUAAAGUUGUGUUGGUUGGCGAUACGAGUGUUGGAAAAACAAGCAUUGCAACGAAAUUUGUUCAACCCUCACGUCCAUUUCAAGACAUAUUGCCGGCGACAAUUACUUGGGGAGAAUACAACGAGCGUCUUCAGCUUAAAGGUAAAUCCAUUUUCCUACAAAUUGUGGACACAGCGGGAGAGUUUAACAUGAACAGCUCGCUCCCGCAACUGUACAGAGGAGUUCACGGGGCGGCUGUUGUUUUUGACGUGGCUUGGAAGGCUUCUUUGGCAAGUGUGCGUCAAUGGGUCUCCAUGGUGCGUGAAAAAUGUAGGAAUGACAUACCCAUAAUCCUUGUGGGGAACAAGACAGACAGUGAGAACAGACAAGUGAGUACUGAAACAGCGGAAAAAAUGUGUAAAGAUUUCAAUCUUUUUUAUAUUGAAGUGAGCGCCAAAACUGGUCGAAAUAUCGAGGAGACAUUUUCCGUUUUAGUAGAGCAGUUGAUGGACCAGAGAGAACAACAAGACUUUUCUCGUCCUUCAACGAGUUCUGCUUCACAUCGGCGAAGCAUGGAUUUUAGUGCAAAGCAGUAUGCUCCUGUUUCACAAAUCACGGAGAGGGAGCCAGCCGUGCGGAGAAGAAUCAAUAAACAUCCUGAUAGCCUAAAUCUGAAUUCAGCCAUUCAAAAAGAACGGAACUAUAUAACUCCUUUUUCGGUCAAUGAAGCUGACAGAAAGAAAAAAUCCUGCUGCUCUUAACUGGAAGCUUAACACAAAAUGUGAGUGGCUACGACCGGCCCCCAUUUUCACUGCUGGUCUGUCGAACAGUUCUUUCGGUAAAUGGACUCUCUAUUUCAGUUAAGACAACUAAAAGAACUUAUUCUGACCGAACUGUACUUGACGUUUGAGGAAGGCUAUAGUCAAUUUCCACGCUCGAACGCGUACUAGUUUGCAGGAAAAUUGUGGGAGUUUGAGUAUCUAACACUGUGAGCGGAAAAUGUGCCGGCACUCACGAGUAGGGGACGUUAGCAUUUCUUGUACACCAACCAGAAACAGUUCUCCCAGGUGGUAAAGCAGCCUGAGUUAAAAGGGUGGUAUACUCCUACAACGAUGCAAUUUUUUCCUCUGUCGUUCAAAAUAAUUUGUAACAAUUUCAUUUCCCCAGCUGGUCUCGAAAGCAAUGAGUUUUUUUGUUGCGUGGUUAAACUGACAAAAGAUGUUCACUAAGGCAGGACGAUUUUUGUUACUCUUGUGUAAGAGACCUCGUCAUAGGACAUAGGCAGUCAAUUUUCUAGAGUCCCCCUCUCUGUUAGCGACGACUGACCCCCCCUCCGUUCCCCUGAAAGCCAUGUCACCCUCACCCCCACUCCCCAUCCCAGGUCCCUAAAUUGGAAGGUUGCUUGAAAUUUCGAGUCUAAAACUUGGAAAUCAUGAAGUACGAGAUAUGGUUAGUAAAAGAAUCAUGAAUGUAGAGAAACAAAAUGGAGAAUAAUGAAUCAUUGCGCCAAAAGCAAGAAUCACGAAUCUCAAAGGUCAAAUGAUCGUCAUGAUUCUAAUUCCACCCCCGAAAAUGCGGGCAUGCUCGAACUCUUAACGGUCCAAACAAAGGAAGAAAGUAGGACGUACCAUACAUUAAAGUCAUUAAUUAAAUACUAAUGG
Stylophora pistillata is the source of this 2719-nucleotide messenger RNA. RefSeq lists its product as uncharacterized. The record is from RefSeq and is a predicted model, not a curated record. Gene Ontology annotation, molecular function: protein serine/threonine kinase activity; GTPase activity; GTP binding. Lineage: Eukaryota; Metazoa; Cnidaria; Anthozoa; Scleractinia; Pocilloporidae. Gene Ontology annotation, biological process: protein phosphorylation.